This is a messenger RNA of Macrolepiota fuliginosa MF-IS2, 496 nucleotides long. The record is from the annotation of a GenBank genome assembly. NCBI's taxonomy places the organism in Eukaryota, Fungi, Basidiomycota, Agaricomycetes, Agaricales, Agaricaceae.
AGGUAUCCUAAUAGAACUGAACUCAGAGGAAACAGGUGACUGGAUCCGGGAACCAAGCAACUCAGAAGCAUUCAGGAAUGAACUCAAAGUCAAGGUCGACUUCACAAAAAGGACGCGCACAAUAGUGGCCAAGUUUGUACCAUGCAACUUCAACCCAGACGACAAGGAACACACGGAGGAACUAAUGGAUGAAAACUGCUGGGACUCACACACCUUUGUCAAAGCCUGAUGGAUCAAAGCGAUCGACAGAAGAAGCGAAAAUCAAAGAACAGCGCACCUACUCAUCACACUCGCAGAAGGCGAGGAAGUAGAAAGGCUAAUGACACGAAGGAGGCACAUCAGUCUAUGGGGAAGGAUGAUACCAGUGGAAAGGGACCAGAAGGUCCCAGUCCAAUGCGCUAAGUGCCAAUGCUUUGGUCACUAUGCAUCUGACUGCCUCGAAACAGAUGAUAUAUGCAGCAAAUGUGGAGAGAAGGGACACAAAUCAAAAGAAUGU